AUGUUGCUGGUAGUUUUCUACUUUGUGCUGAGUGCUCUUGCGGGAGCAUGUACUGUUGAGGCUAACACACGAGAUUGUACAGAGAAUAAGUGCGAAAUGGUUGGCGAAACAGAAAUCUGUACACAAUGCAAGACGGGCGGAAAUGUUCCCAUUGAUGGAGUGUGUAAGGCGGUUGCUGAGGCCGCCAAUAAGUGUACGAAGAGCGAUGACAAUCCGGUAGGCGCAGGAGAUACGACUUGUGGAAAAUGCGUAAACGCAUACUUCAUGUACAAAGGCGGAUGUUAUCUGGCCGGUGCAGCUGGACCGGGUACUGGUACUAAAAUGUGCAAGCAGGCUGCUGGUGGCAAGUGUACGCAAGCUGCUGAUGCGAAGAACUACUUCAUUCCACCAGCAAAUACAGACGAUACUCAUGAUUCUGUCGUUUGGUGCGGUGAUGAAAUAGGCGUAACACUUAGUAGUACUCAGUAUAAGGGUGUUGCUAAGUGCCUAGUAUGUGAUGCUCCCGGUGGGGCUGGUGCUGCAACGUGCACAACCUGUGAAGACGGGUACUUUGGUGCUACUUGUAAAAAAUGCCAUGAAAGUUGUAGGACAUGUGAAGCUGCAGAAGAGAAUAAGUGCAAGUCGUGUACAGAUGGCUACUUCCUUGGAGCAACCAAUGGAGCCGCAGGUAAGUGCCUUAAGUGUAACUCUAAAACAGAGGAAGGCUGGCACGGAGUUGACAACUGUGCUAAGUGCACGUCAUCUAAUACGCAAAACACCCCUGCGACAUGCACUGAAUGCGUUGCAAAUUUCUAUCUAAAACCAGCCGCGGGUGCAACUCCUUCUAGUUGCGUCACAGAAACGGGGUGCGGUGACGGAUACUUCCCAACUAUUGUUGAUGAGAUCAAGAAAUGUAUCGCUUGCGGUACAGCUGCAAAUGGUGGCAUAGAUGACUGCAAAAAGUGUUCUCUCAAAACAACGUCUGCGAAGGCAGGAAUAGAGAUCGUAUGCACUGAAUGUAAUACUAAAUGGCUCAGUCCUCUAGGAGACGCAUGUUUGGAUAGCUGUCCUCCUGGAACACAUGCUGAUUCUGGCAAUAUUUGUCCUUUAUGUCAUAGCACAUGUGCAGAGUGUGAUGGCAAUGCAGAAGCCACAUCGUGCAGAGCAUGUUAUCCCGGAUUUGUGCUGAGUUAUGGCAGCGAUAAAGUCAGAGGCACAUGUAUUCAAGAAUGUACCGGCAAAUACGCAGAAAAUUGUGAAGAAAAUAUGUGUACGGCUGUCCUUGGAGGCUCCAAGUAUUGUAGCAAGUGUAAGGCCGGAUUCGUUCCAAUAGAUGGUGUCUGUGUAUCGACAGCUUCACGAGCAGUAACCGGAUGUACGCCAGGAAAUGGAGUAUGCAUUGCAUGUACAGACUCAUACUUCUUACAGUCUGGAGGAUGCUAUCAGUCGACAGUGUUUCCUGGUAAUAAGCUGUGUACACUAGCUAGUAAUGGAAAGUGUACAGCAUGCUCCAACGGGCAAACAGCAGAUGGUCAAGGUUCGUGCCCAGCGUGUAAUGCCAUCUGUGCAACAUGUGCGGCAGGAAAUAUAGACCAAUGCCAAACUUGCUUCCCUGGAUACUAUAAAUCCGGAACUAAGUGCGUAAAAUGUAGCAUUACUGACAACGGAAUAACUGGUGUAGAGAACUGCAUAAGCUGUGCCCCUCCAGCUGGUAAUAGUGGUCCUGUCACUUGCUAUAUGAAGACAGAUGACACUAACGAUGGUGGUAACGACAACAACGGCGGAAGCACGAACAAGAGCGGGCUCUCCACAGGGGCCAUCGCGGGGAUCUCCGUGGCUGUGAUUGUUGUUGUAGGUGGUCUCAUAGGCUUCUUGUGUUGGUGGUUCAUAUGUAGAGGGAAGGCGUAA
This is a messenger RNA of Giardia duodenalis, 1887 nucleotides long. Its product is annotated as VSP. The record is from RefSeq and is a predicted model, not a curated record. NCBI's taxonomy places the organism in Eukaryota, Fornicata, Diplomonadida, Hexamitidae. The coding region runs from base 1 to 1887 and encodes 628 amino acids. The transcript has a single exon.